Messenger RNA from Pyricularia grisea, 1401 nucleotides. RefSeq lists its product as uncharacterized. The record is from RefSeq and is a predicted model, not a curated record. Bases 1 to 1401 code for a protein of 466 amino acids. The transcript is spliced from 2 exons. NCBI's taxonomy places the organism in Eukaryota, Fungi, Ascomycota, Sordariomycetes, Magnaporthales, Pyriculariaceae. Gene Ontology annotation, molecular function: protein binding.
AUGGCAACCACAACAACGUCGGCGGCCACGACGACGCCAGCACCACCACCGCCGACUCUGAGAUCAAAGUCAAAUAUCUCCACCAACGGCACCGUCCAGAUCAAGUCCUUCCGACAAACCCAACGACCGAGGCCACACAGCAAGUCAACAUCCGCGGUGCUGCCAUCACUAGCCCUGACUGGCGGUAAAGGGGGUUUAGACGAGGACGCCGAGGAUGAUGAGCCCGAAGUCAUCAACUUCGACAGCGAUGGCGACCUGCACCUCAUCGUCGGCGGUGGCAAGGUGAGCCCACAGCGCUUCGUCGUCUGCUCCCGGACUCUGGCACGGGCGAGCCCCGUCUUCAAGACGAUGCUGUUUGGUGCCUUCAGUGAGUCGAGGCCUUGCUGCUCCAGGAACGGUAGCAGUAGUAGUGGAAGCAGUGCCUCCGGUCGAAGCUUCAUGACUACCAGGUCGGGAGACAAUAGCAGCCCACUUUGUGGUGGAUUUGACGAAGGACCGGCCCCGGCUGGGAGCAUAGACGACGACGCUUGGACGAUCGAGCUUCCCGACGACGAUCCAAAGGCCUUUAGGACGCUCAUGGGUAUCAUUCACAGCAGCUUCAACUACGUCCCCGAUACUGUCGAGGUUGUCGAGCUGUUCCAGAUCGCCAUCUUAACCGACAAGUACGACAUGGCACACCUGCUGCGUCCGUGGUCGGAACAGUGGUGCGCGCGGCAGCGGACGCGGCGACACCCGUACAGACUCUGGAUUGCGUGGGUGCUGGGCGACGAUCUCAUGUUUGAGUCCGAAGCAAAGAGACUUGCUCUGGGAUGUCCGGUCAACAAAUGCGGACAGCUGCUGGUCAGGUGCACCAACGGCAACUUUCAGCCCCUGGAGUCUUUUGACUACCUUAGACUCCCAGAUAUUCUGGAAUCUAUCGCAGCAGUACGUUUCGAAGCAGCCGAAAAGAUACUGCAGAAGCUGUCGGCGGUGCACCGCAACCUAGCAACCGCCAACGGACGACACUGCAAAGAGCCCAGCGCGGCGGCACGGCAGGAGUGCCGGCUCGACUGCGAGAACGCUCUGCUCGGCUCCACCAUCAAGGCGCUCGACGCCAACGGGCUGUGGCCGCUGCCGCAGGCGCCGGCGUUGACCUACAGCCUCGACACGCUCGUGCAAAAGGUGGCGGCUACGGCGCAUAUGAUCCGCCCCCUGAGCUCUCGUGACAACAACAGCAGGAGCAGCGGCGGCGGCGGCGGGUCCGGUAUUCGCCACGUCGAGUGCAACCCUGCGGUGGAGCUUGAGGACUACGCCAGGAAGGUUUUGGCCAGCACCCCAAGUCCCGUACAGCACAUGCACCUGGCUCAUAUGGAGAACCAGGCAAAGAAGUCGGGGCUUUGGUUUGAAGAAAAGGAGCAGUGA